Messenger RNA from Ilex paraguariensis (yerba mate), 1480 nucleotides. Lineage: Eukaryota; Viridiplantae; Streptophyta; Magnoliopsida; Aquifoliales; Aquifoliaceae. The record is from the annotation of a GenBank genome assembly.
UCUCCUCGCCACGUGUCCCCCUAAACCCCUCUAUAAGUUCCCUCCUCUCCGUUGGUUUUCAAGUUUAAUAGCCUCUUGUUUCAUAUUAGUAAAAUCGCCAUAGUCACCCACCAAAGCUCAAGAGCAAGAAAAUUUUGACACAGGAGAGAGAGAGAGAGAAUGGCAGCGAAUUUGCUUUUGCCUCCUGGUUUCAGAUUUCACCCCACUGAUGACGAGCUGGUGAUGCACUAUUUGUGCCGGAAAUGCGCGUCUCAGCCGAUUGUUGUUCCGAUUAUCGCCGAAAUUGAUCUCUAUAAGUACGACCCUUGGGAUCUCCCAGGUUUGGCAUUAUAUGGAGAGAAGGAGUGGUACUUCUUUUCGCCGAGGGACCGGAAGUAUCCAAAUGGUUCGAGACCGAACCGGGCCGCCGGGAGCGGAUAUUGGAAGGCAACCGGAGCUGAUAAGCCGAUCGGAAAUCCGAAAGCAGUGGGAAUUAAGAAGGCUUUGGUGUUUUAUGCCGGAAAAGCUCCGAGGGGAGAGAAGACUAAUUGGAUUAUGCAUGAGUACAGGCUCGCCGAUGUGGAUCGAUCUGCCCGGAAGAAGAACAACAGCUUAAGGCUGGAUGACUGGGUCCUGUGCCGGAUAUACAACAAAAAGGGUUCCGUAGAGAAGCAACACGUCGGCAGUCGGAAAGUUAGCGACGACUUGCUGGAAAUCGACGAAAAGAAGCCGGAAAUCCUGACGCACGCGCCGUCGAAUCAACCGACGGUGUACAGCGAUUAUAUGUACCUCGGCCCAUCGGAUUCGGUCCCGAGGUUGCAUACGGACUCGAGCUGCUCCGAACAGGUGGUGUCGCCGGAGUUCACGUGCGAUAAAGAGGUGCAGAGUGAGUCGAAGCUGAACGAAUGGGAGAAGAAUGUCCUAGAUUUUCCGUUUAAUUACGUGGAUGCCUCUAUAGACAUUGCUCCUCCGUUCCAGAAUAAUUAUCAGAUGUCGCCGUUGCAGGAUAUGUUCAUGUACAUUCAGAAGCCAUUUUGAAGAGGGGACCACACACGUGUAGAUGGGGACGCUCACAUUCUUAAGUCGGUGUGUCGCGGAGCACAUGAGACAGAGCUGCUGCUGCUGGUGGCUUAAGUCGGUGAAUGUGCAAGUGCGAGGAUGGGUCAGAGAAUUUGGGGGGGGUUUGAUUCGAUGGUAAAUGAUACAUAUUUAUUUGGGGGAGGGUGUGAUUAAUUGGACGGUAUAUGAUGAUGCAUAUUUAGAACUUGUUGUACGGUUACAUUGUAAAUAAGUUGAAUUAAAUGCAGACCCUUUUGACAUAAUUGGGCUUUAUUAGAACUUGUUGGUGUUGAUAUUGGAAAUUAUUUGAUGUGCGGGUUGAUGUCAAAAUAAAACACUGGUUUGAUUUAGUUGUACAAGCGACAUUUAUGACUUGACCCGAUUUGUAUGAGUAAUUUGUAAGUUGUGUAUUAUUUUAUUAGAGAUGAUUGUUUUGUCACGG